Messenger RNA from Seminavis robusta, 5519 nucleotides. The record is from the annotation of a GenBank genome assembly. NCBI's taxonomy places the organism in Eukaryota, Bacillariophyta, Bacillariophyceae, Naviculales, Naviculaceae.
UAAUUUAGGAACAUCAUGCUACUAACCACAAAAAACACGCCCACCACAACAACCAAUGAAUGGAACAAGUCCCAAGAGCUUGAGAAUAUUUCUGUUAUAACGUUGCUGACAGAGUGCACUUCUCAAAGAACAAUAGAAGCAGCCUUUGGUAGCAUCAGAUUUGACUUGAUAAUUCUCACUACAAGCAACCAUGGGUUUCUUUGGACAAGAAGACGACGAUGAUGUUCCCUUGUCAUCUCGACGAAAGGAUCUACUGCGAGGUGAUUUGGGCCCCAAGAAGAUCUCCCACUUGCAGUUUGGGCUCUUAUCGGCUGACGAAAUGCAGCGGGUGUCGGAAUUCCAAGUUUGUUCUCGAGAACUCUUCACCAUGCCUGCCAGAACUCCCGCUCCCGGCGGUUGCUUGGAUCCUCGAUUAGGGGUAUCCGAUAAGGUCUCUACCUGUGCCACCUGCCAGAAAAAGUUGGUCGAUUGUGCCGGCCACUACGGGUAUAUUCGAUUGGCGUUGCCAGUCUUUCAUAUCGGGUUCCUUCGACACACUUUGUACCUAUUACAGUGCAUUUGCAAGACGUGUUCCAGAGUGCUUCUCACGGAAGCUGAUCGAUCCGCCUUUUUGCGUCGCAUGAGGAGUCCAAGAACCGAUAUACUGGGGAAAAGUGCCACCUUCAAAAAAGUAGUGGACAAGUGCAAAAAGUGCCGAAAUUGUCCUUAUUGUGCCGCCCUCAAUGGGACGGUCAAAAAGAUUACUGGAGCUCCCACUCUCAAAAUUGUGCAUGAACGGUUCAAGGGACGGCAUUCGGAAGAUGAGUUGGAAGAACUGGAGAGCGAGUUGGAGAACGCAAUGCGAUUGAAUAAAGACAUUGAACCCAUCAUUCAUAAAGAAACCAAUCCGCCUUUUGAAGAUUUGCUUCCUACGAGAGUGCUGGAACUCUUUUCAGCUAUUACAGACGAUGAUUGUGAGGUCAUGUGGAUUGAUCCCUUGAUUGGGCGACCCGAGAAUCUCGUUCUGCAAAACUUGCUGGUGCCACCAGUCCCCAUUCGACCUUCGGUGGCUAUGGAUGUCGGUGGUGGAAGCAAUGAAGACGACUUGACUGUAAAGUUGCAAGAGAUUAUUGACAUCAACGUCGCUCUGGAAAUUGCGCUCACCAAGGGACCACACACCCGUACCAUCAUGGAAGAGUGGGACUUUUUGCAAAUGCAAGUAGCGGGAUACAUCAAUGGGGAGCUCCCCGGUGUACAGCGGCCGAUUGGGGCCAAGCCCAUGCGUGGGCUUUGCCAGAGACUCAAAGGAAAGCAAGGUCGCUUUCGAGGGAACUUGUCGGGGAAACGAGUGGAUUUUUCCGCAAGAACCGUGAUUUCUCCUGAUCCGAACCUGUCGGUGGAGCAAGUUGGUGUGCCCAUGCGAGUCGCAAUGAUUAUGACGUAUCCUGAAACGGUGUCACGCUACAAUAUUAAGAAAUUGAAAGAGCGGAUCAAAAACGGUCCCAACGUUCAUCCCGGGGCCAACUUGAUUCGAAUGCAAGAUGGCUUCGCCAAGUCUCUGGCAUUUGGAGACAGAGAUAAGGCGGCAAAGAACCUAAGGUUUGGCGACAUCGUGGAACGGCACAUGGAAGACGGUGAUGCUGUGCUCUUCAAUCGACAACCUUCGCUUCACAGGAAUUCCAUCAUGGCUCACAGAGCCAAGGUCUUGGAAUGGCGGACCUUUCGAUUCAACAUUUGCGUUUGUGCUCCCUACAAUGCUGAUUUUGAUGGGGAUGAAAUGAACAUGCAUUUGCCCCAAACGGAAGAAGCGCGGUCAGAAGCUUUGCUGCUGCUGGGAGUCGUCAACAACCUCACAACGCCGCGAAACGGAGAGCCUCUCGUAGCUGCCAGUCAGGAUUUCUUGUCAGCUUCUUAUCUUCUUACUCAGAAGGACAGGUUCUUUACAAGGCAUCAGUUCUGUCAAAUCGUUUCGUACCUCGGAGAUGCUGACGAGGCAAUCGAUUUCCCAUUUCCCACUAUCAUCAAGCCGAUCGAAUUGUGGACCGGGAAGCAGAUCUUUGGGCAUGUCGUGAGACCGAACAAGGAAUGCAAAGUGCUGGUGAAUUUCGAAUGCAAAGACAAGAAUUAUACAAAGAACAAGCAUUUCUGUCGCAACGAUGGAUGGGUUGCCUUUCGCAACAGUGAGCUUAUCAGUGGUAACAUUGCCAAAAAGACGAUCGGUGAUGGCAGCAAGACAGGUUUGCUUUUCGUAAUGCUUCGUGAGUUUGGUCCAAAGCAGGCAGCUAGGAUCAUGGAUCGUUGGUCCAGACUUUGUAGUCGAUGGAUGGGCGGUCACAGAGGCUUUUCCAUUGGGAUAUCAGAUGUCACUCCAUCAGAAAUCCUUCGAAAGCUGAAGCAUGACAUUCUGAAAGAAGGUUUCAAGAAGGCUGACCACAACAUAGCUCUGUACGAAAAAGGGGCACUUGAAUUGCGUCCAGGCUGCGACUUGCUGCAAUCACUCGAAGAAAUCUUGAAUGGACUGCUUGGCCGACUAAGAGAAUCUGCUGGUCAGGAGGCCAUGAAGGCAUUACCCUGGUCGAACACGCCCCGUAUCAUGGCAGACUGCGGUUCGAAAGGUAGUCCGCUGAACAUCUCACAGAUGGCUGCCUGUGUUGGACAGCAGGCCGUCGGCGGAAUGCGUAUCGCGAAUGGCUUCGCGAAUCGAACGCUCCCGCAAUUCGAAGUUCACAGUCUAUCCCCCUCCGCGAAGGGCUUCGUGGCCAACUCUUUCUUCACUGGAUUGUCAGCUACUGAAUUCUUCUUCCACGCCAUGGGUGGACGGGAAGGUUUGGUCGAUACCGCCGUCAAAACGGCUGAAACUGGAUACAUGGCCCGUCGUCUUAUGAAGGCUCUGGAGGAUUUAUCUAUGCAAUACGAUUCUUCCGUUCGAAAUAGUGAAAACACCGUGGUACAAUUCACGUAUGGCGAUGACGGUCUGAACCCAGACAAGAUGGAGAAUAACGAUAGACCUGUCGACUUUGAUCGCCUCCGUAUGCAAAUCCGAGAAACGUCGCCGUGCAGAGACGAGAAGGCAUUAAUGGGUCAAGAUCUCAUUGGUGUGGUUGAGGAGAGGUUGCUGAAGAAAGACUUCCAGCAGCUGUUGCCAACAGGAAAGGUGUUUCUUCAAGAGGUUCGAGACUUCUUCGCUGGGAUUGUGGACAAGCAACAUCAGCUAAUAGGACCAGACAGCAAAAUCAAGCCUGAAUUCUAUGACAAAGCCUUCUGGAACGACUGCCGCAUAACAAAGACCCAAGCUGAGCUUAUACUGCAGGCGGCGGUGGAGAAGUGCACUAAGGCUUUUGUGGAGCCAGGAGACGCCGUGGGCGCAAUCGGGGCUCAGAGUAUUUCAGAACCAGGCACUCAGAUGACCCUUAAAACCUUUCACUUCUCCGGGAUCAGUUCGAUGAAUGUAACUCUUGGUGUUCCCCGCUUGAAAGAAAUCAUCAACGGCGCGAAGAAAAUUUCGACCCCAAUCAUUACUGCCAAGUUGGAACAAGACAACAACAAGGUAGCAGCACGAGUCGUGAAGGCCGGAAUCGAGAAGACGACUCUCGGCGAGGUGUCCAAGUACAUGAAAGAGGUCUAUUCACCAAACUGCUGCUAUGUGAGUAUUGAGUUAGACAUGGUGGCGAUUGAGCAACUGAAGCUGAACGUCGAUGCCAGCACAGUGCGGACUGCCAUCCUCAAGGGGGCACGGGGGGUCACCAAGCAGCCCGUUCUGCGGUGCCUGAAAGAGGAUCAAGUGCUCAUCAAAAAGGGCUCCAAUUCAAAGCUACGCGUAAUGGUGCCGGACGUUAAAAUGGGCAAAACGACUUCGUUAACAUACUUUGCAAUGCAAAUGCUCAAAACUGCACUCCCGGGCGUGAUUGUUCAAGGAAUCCCCACAGUCGGUCGUGCUGUCAUCAACGAGACUGAUAAAGAUGGCAAGUCCACCUACAAUCUACUUGUAGAAGGAUACGGACUUCAAGAUGUAAUGGGUUCUCCUGGAAUAGACGGAAGGCACACGUGUACCAACCAUGUCUUGGAAGUGGAGGAGGUCUUGGGCGUGGAAGCUGCCCGUACGCAAAUUUCUUCCGAGAUCUCUUACAUUAUGUCUGCGUACGGAAUCGGAAUCGAUUCCCGCCACUUGCUGCUCCUGUCGGAUGUCAUGACGUUCAAGGGAGAGGUGCUUGGUAUCACUCGUUUUGGAGUAUCCAAAAUGAGAGAGUCUGUAUUGAUGUUGGCGUCUUUCGAAAAGACCACAGACCACUUGUUCGAUGCAGCAGUUCGAGCUCGAACAGACCGAGUGGAAGGCGUCAGUGAAUGCAUCAUCAUGGGUAUGCCAGUUCCCAUUGGAUCUGGGCUACCCACUUUGUUUUGGAAGAAGCAAACAUAACACAUGUAACCAAUGCAAAGCGGUCUCGGUAUGCUGUUUCUCGUUGAUGUGGUGGAGGAGUGGAUACGAACGGAAGCCGCUGAGUUUUGAACUCCAGCCAACGAUGGCUUCUGGCUGUCAAUGUCGCCAUCGCCUUUAGUCGACUGGGGUGAAGCGACGGAAACUUCGAGGCCUUGGGAGACAGCUAUGCUACCGUAGCUAUUGGUGUUCCUUGCGCGGCAUCUGCUGGCUUUGAUGGGUGCAAUUACCGGUAUCUUUCAGUGUGCGCAGCACCUAGUAGCUGCGAUGGAUGCGAUUGUCUUUUCAUGUGCAAGUCAACAUGUACUACCGGUAGUUUUGUUCAAAGGUAUUCAGAGGAUGCUACUAGUAUUGGUUGAUCUAUGCUUUGUUCGCUCCAUGAUGGAUCAACCAGAAUUUUGGGAUCUCGUUCCUUGCUAUUCUAAAUAGCUUGCUUUAAUUUUUCAAAUGUGUCGCUUUCUCCUCAUCCGUGGCCCUGAAUCAUUUGCGAGCAGAGCAAGUCAGGGUGGAGACACUAUCGUCUUGUGUUCAGCCUAGCUAGACCACUAGUAGUAGUAGAGUUUGUGGGGGCAAUGAUUAGUACCUCAAUGACGAGAAGCAACUGCACCGGUACAGUGAUCCCACUGGGAGGCUGCUGACGGAAAAUUGGUUGGAUCUUUUCCAAUCUUUGACACUUCCGUGGCUUGACAGUGUUGACACAGUUCGUCCCUGGGUUACUCGGCAUUUUGUCUGUUUGGGAAAGUGUUUUGGCGAUUAAGGUGGUCGCCCACAAAUCUUAAGCCAGCGCGAAACUGUUGAAAUAUUUUUAAUUAUUUAUUUAUUUUACACGAGCUAUCGAGUGAAACUCGAUGAUCAAUUGCUGCUGCUAAAGGUGUGCUGGAAUCGCUGUUGCGCCCAUGGAUCCGACUAUUGUGCAUACAGGAGAGCUUGCUAAUAGUGUUGGCAAGGGAUAGGAGGCGAGCUUUGCCGUAUAUUGGAUCGCCCUGUUAACUUUCUAUGGGAGUGCAGCAGCGAGCGACGAAAUGUUCGAUCGCUGUUUGAAGCCGUUAGAUCUCGAUGACUGCUGCAAGGAUGGGCAUAAGACCAGGGCCUACUCUCUUCCUUAUAG